AUGGGAUGCUCGGAGUCGAAGGUGGUGGAGCGUAGGGCCGUGGUGCUCUGCCACCGCCGCGCUGACCUCCUCGCCGCCGUCAUUCGUCACCGCAACGCCCUCGCCACCGCGCACGCAGCCUACUCCGACUCCCUUCUCUCCGUCUCCGUUGCCCUCCACCGUUUCCUCCUACUACUAGCCGCUUCUUCCUCCUCCUCCCCUGUUCUUUCCCUUCCUAGACGCCGCAAAUCUGAGCCAUGUCCGCCACCGCCAGCUUCCUCUGGUUCCUCUGCCCGCUACCAUCAUUUCAGCUCUCGCAUAGAGAUUGCUACUUUGGACUCCGACGAUGAGCACGAGGACGAAGAGGAGCACGAUGUGAGAGGUGAUUACAAUUUCCAGCAGCAACGUCUCUACGACGUACCAUUCCCUUGCGCCACCAGCUUCGGAAGAAUCCACUACACGCGCAGCCAGCCGCCGCCUUUCUCCGUCACCUUCGAUCAGCGACCGCCGUCCUAUGAGACCGUCCAAGUUGACUACUUUGAUCCUUACUCGGCUAACCCUUCGCACGCCAGCCACCCUUUUCCCUUCCCCCCUGGUUAUUACGGCUCAACUGGAGGAUUCUUCAACUCCUAUCCGAGUCCGGCGGCUAUGCCGCGGCUGGUUUCGGAAGGUUCUUCCUCAUCUAGAGCACCACCUCCGCCCCCUUCACCACCGAAGACUUCCACUUGGGACUUUCUGAACCCUUUCUCGAUUGACUUAUACAGCCAUGGGUACACCCCUAGCCGAAGUUCUGGCGAGGUGAGGCACGAGGAAGGGAUCCCCGACCUCGAAGAGGUGGAACAGGAAGUGGUCCAGGAAGCCACCUAUGACAACCCGAGCUUUAUAGCUGUCUCCUCUACGGCCGCGGAAAACGGAGCGAGAGAGGAUGAAGUGAUAAGCCCAUCUUACCACCCAUCGACGGCCAGUCGAAGCUCAAAUUACGAUCCGGCUGUGAUCGAUAAGGAUACGGUGGCAAUGGGACAGAGAAACACAGCAACCUCCAAGAGGAUACGAAAUGCUUUAGAGGUUGCUGAUGCAAUUAAGGUACAGUUUCAAAGGGCAUCCAAGUUUGCUUACUGGAUUAAAUUUUCUGUAGAUGAAGUAGCGAAGGGUUCUAUGGGCCUCGCUUCCACAUUGCAGAAGCUGUAUGUUUGGGAGAAGAAGCUUUACCAUGAGGUCAAGAGUGAAGAGAAAAUGAGACAAUUGCUUAGUAAGAGCAACAAGGAUCUUAGACACUUGGUAGAAAGGGGUGCUGAGGCUCACAAGAUCGACACCACCGGAAGUUUGAUCGAUAAGCUAUCGAUGAAAAUUCAGGUAACAAUUCAGGUUGUUAGAACAAUUUCAAAAAGGAUAGAUGCACUGCGAGACGAAGAACUGUGGCCACAAGUCACUGACCUUGUUCUAGGUCUGGUGAGAAUGUGGAAUCUUAUGCUCGAGUGUCAUCGGAUGCAAUGCCAAACCAUAACCGAAGUUGAAGGUCUAGAUUUCGUGGUCGCAUAUCGAAGGCUUAGCAGUGCUAAUACUGAUGCAAUACUGCAGCUGGAGAUGGAAAUGCACAAGUGGAGUAGCAACUUCUCGGCAUGGAUUAAUGCUCAGAGGAACUAUGUCAAAGCCUUGAAUGGUUGGCUUCUACUUUGUCUUCCUCGUGAACAUGCUGAAACUGCUCCCUCCCCAAGGAGAAUUGGUGCACCACCUGUUUUUACCAUCUGCAAGUGCUGGGCACAGGCCAUGGACAGGGUCUCUGAGCUUGAGGCGAUUGAUUUCGUGCUGGCCUUCGCUGAUUCCUUACACCAACUAUGGGAGAGGCUGAUUGUCGAUAAGAAUAAGCAGAUGGUCGCAACUAGAGAUAGAGAGAGAUGGCUCAGGGUUAUUGAGAUAAAGAGAAAAGCAAUGCACAAGGAAGUGGAUUCUCUAAACAAGAAGCUCGCAGUAAUACCUGGUCAGUUCACUCUACCAGUUCUUCAAAAGCAGUGUGAUGCUCAAAAUAUUACAGAAGUAGGCAGUCUGAAAUUAGGUUUGAAAAGAUUAUUUGAAGCCAUGGAACACUUCUCGGCUAGUUCAGUGAAAGCUUAUGGUGAGUUGCUUGAGCAUUGUGGAGAACAGACAAUGUAG
Molecule: messenger RNA, 2130 nt
Organism: Zingiber officinale
Lineage: Eukaryota; Viridiplantae; Streptophyta; Magnoliopsida; Zingiberales; Zingiberaceae
Product: protein ALTERED PHOSPHATE STARVATION RESPONSE 1-like
Exons: 4
Coding region: 1-2130 (709 amino acids)
Source: RefSeq, a predicted model, not a curated record